CGUUUUAACAUUCCUCCAAUAAGAACAAGCUCAUCUCCUUGACAAGUUAACACAAAAAUUGCGAUUCAAGAAAUCCAAUUCUUGCAUACAAAUAAGUCACUCGCUACUCCAAUUCUAACUGAAUCCCUGGUUGAGAAAUGAGUGGAUCCUUCUUUUUGGGCAGUUUAAAUUCGAGAGGGCUUAUUACCAAGCCCUCCAGUUGUGAUGAAUAUACUAGGCGUCGAGGCCUCUUUUUAAAUCCUGGCUCCAAUUUGGGUAUCUUAGCACCCCAAAAAAAUCCCAUGUAUUUUCUUGGUCACCAAAGCCUGAUUCAUCUCAGCCAUGAAGUGCAAAGAAAGAAUGAGAGGCAGAGGAAUUUUGCAGUGUACAACAGUGUUCAACCAGGAGUUCCUCCACCUUCUGGACCACCUUCUUCAGAUCCUUUGAAAGGCUGGAUUAUCGGAAUCGUAUUAACCGUGGUUAUACCUUUCUUGGUGCAAAAAUGCGGGAAAACAUUUUUGAGACUUGAAAAUAAAGUUGUCGCAGUUGUAGAGAAGGUGGAGGAUGCAGUGGAAGGAAUCGAAAAGGUAGCGGAGAAAGUUGAAAAAGUAGCGGAAAAUGUAGCCGAUCAUCUUCCAGAAGGAGAACUCAAAAAUGCUGCAAUCUUCGUUGAAAAGGUAGCAGCUCGGGUUGAUGAUACAGCAGAAGUCGUUGAAAAAACCAUCGACAAGGUUGAAGAAGUGGAAGAAGAGGCAGAAUCAGCGGUUGAAGCAGCACUUGACAAAAAAGAUGCAGUCCCUGAUGAAGCAAAGGAGACUGCCAAAGAGCUAAAGAAGUGAAAGUUGUAGGCUUGAACACUUAAUUAAUUAACCGACAAAUUACUUUUUCAGUUGGUUAACAAAUGACGCAAGUAUAAAAGUUUGCCUGUAAUUUUUGAUGGAUAGAAUGGAGCUAGCUAUUACUA
Molecule: messenger RNA, 943 nt
Organism: Coffea arabica (coffee)
Lineage: Eukaryota; Viridiplantae; Streptophyta; Magnoliopsida; Gentianales; Rubiaceae
Source: RefSeq, a predicted model, not a curated record